This is a messenger RNA of Syngnathus acus (greater pipefish), 4301 nucleotides long. RefSeq names its product UDP-N-acetyl-alpha-D-galactosamine:polypeptide N-acetylgalactosaminyltransferase 1 (gene galnt1). Gene Ontology annotation, cellular component: Golgi apparatus. The transcript has 16 exons. The record is from RefSeq and is a predicted model, not a curated record. Bases 774 to 2447 code for a protein of 557 amino acids. NCBI's taxonomy places the organism in Eukaryota, Metazoa, Chordata, Actinopteri, Syngnathiformes, Syngnathidae.
AGCGCGAAGGGAGGGAUGAGCAAUGAUGCUGGCAGCCUGCACAUCGCUCCGCACAUCAUCAUCAUCAGCAGCAGCCAAAUCCUUCCUUUUCUUCCCUCCCUCCCUCACAAGAACCCGGCCAGCCAGAGUCUGCACGUCCGCCCCCCAGGCCGCCGCGAGGGACGGACCUCAGUCAGCCGCGGACUCCUCUCCCCCUGCGACCCUCCGUAUCCGCCCGUCUCCCCUCAUGGAUGUCCCGACUCGUUACGGCUCUAGUCGACGGACGCCACCCGCGUAGAUGUGUGUGUGACGGCCCACGCCUUACGUUAAGCUUCUUUUUUUUUUUUUUUUUUCCCCCUCAUGCGGUAACCAGUUCGACGGCAAAGAGGAGGAGCAGCGCGCCCCCCGUCGUUAGCCGGAGAAGCUAACCGAGCUAGCUAACUUUAGCCCCGACACUUGGUACCCUAGUCGGGGGAGUUUUGUGGCUCACAAGCUAAGCUGGGGCGGACUUGGGCUACCCCGUCACUCUUUUAAAUUAAGACUAAGAGCCUUUCGUCUUCACUGCUUCAGAAGCCGUAAGUCCAAGCGAAGAUGCUUGCUUGGCAGUCGUCCGAAGACAGAUGGGCUGCUUAGGUUUCAUUACACUGGAGGAAAGCCUCUGCUCUGCUCUGCAAGAGAAUGUUGGAGUGACGAGAAAAGGAGGAAGUGGGAUCUCUGACGCUCUGCCUUCUUUGCUGGUGGAGCCCUUUUGCAUCUGACCAGAGACCCCCCCCCGGACAGGUGACACUAGCAGGAUGCGGAGGUUCGCCUACUGCAAAGUGAUCCUGGCCACCUCUCUGGUGUGGGUGAUGCUGGACAUGUUCAUCCUGCUCUACUUCAGCGAGUGCAACAAGUGCGACGACAAGAAGGAGCGAGGACUGCCCGGUAGAGACGACCCCCUGACGAGGCCGCGGGACGGUCCCGGGGAGGGGGGGAAGCCUGUGGUGAUCCCAAAGGAGAACCAGGAGAAGAUGAAGGAGAUGUUUAAGAUCAACCAGUUCAACCUCAUGGCAUCUGAGAUGAUUGCACUCAAUCGUUCUUUACCUGACGUCCGACUCGAGGGGUGCAAGAACAAACUCUACCCUGACAAUCUGCCCAGAACCAGCGUGGUGAUCGUAUUUCACAACGAGGCGUGGAGCACGCUGCUGCGGACCGUCCAUUCCGUCAUCGACCGUUCUCCCCACACGCUCCUGGAGGAGAUUGUUCUGGUAGACGACGCCAGUGAGCGAGAUUUCCUAAAGCGACCGUUGGAGCAAUAUGUCCGAAGACUGGAGGUACCUGUGCGGGUGGUGAGGAUGGACCAGAGGUCUGGUCUCAUCCGAGCUCGCCUCAAAGGAGCGUCCAUCUCAACAGGCCAGGUGAUAACCUUUCUGGAUGCUCACUGUGAAUGCACGACAGGCUGGCUGGAGCCGCUGCUCGCUCGCAUCAAACAAGACAAGAAAACUGUGGUGUGCCCUAUCAUCGACGUGAUCAGCGACGACACCUUUGAGUACAUGGCGGGUUCGGACAUGACGUACGGAGGCUUCAACUGGAAGCUCAACUUCCGAUGGUACCCAGUGCCCCAGAGAGAAAUGGACCGCCGCAAAGGAGACCGCACGCUUCCCGUCAGAACUCCUACCAUGGCAGGAGGCUUGUUCUCCAUCGACAGAGAUUAUUUUCAGGAGAUCGGCACGUAUGACGCAGGCAUGGACAUUUGGGGCGGCGAGAAUCUGGAAAUCUCUUUCCGAAUCUGGCAGUGCGGCGGGACCCUGGAGAUCGUCACGUGCUCGCACGUUGGCCACGUCUUCCGAAAGGCGACGCCCUACACCUUUCCUGGAGGAACGGGGCAGAUCAUCAACAAAAACAACAGACGCUUGGCUGAAGUGUGGAUGGAUGAAUUUAAAAACUUCUUCUACAUCAUCUCGCCUGGCGUGACCAAAGUGGACUACGGUGACAUCACGUCUCGCUCAGCUCUCAGACAGAAGCUUCAAUGUAAACCUUUCAGUUGGUACUUGGAACACGUCUAUCCUGACUCGCAGAUUCCCCGCCACUAUUACUCCCUCGGAGAGAUCCGAAAUGUGGAGACCAAUCAAUGUUUGGACAACAUGGCCCGCAAAGAAAACGAGAAGGUUGGCAUUUUCAACUGCCACGGCAUGGGCGGCAACCAGGUGUUCUCCUACACGGCCAAUAAGGAGAUCAGAACAGACGACUUGUGUCUAGACGUGUCCAAAUUAAACGGACCUGUCAUGAUGCUCAAGUGUCACCACCUCAAAGGCAACCAGCUGUGGGAGUACGACCCCGUGAAGCUGAGCCUGAUGCACGUCAACAGCAACCAAUGUUUGGACAAGGCCAGCGAGGAGGACAGUCAGGUGCCCAGCGUCAAAGACUGCACACACUCACGCUCGCAGCAGUGGCUGCUCCGCAACGUCACACUACCGGAGGUCUUCUGAUGGCGCACACUCACACACACGGAGCGGAGCGGCCGGACCCCGGGGUGGAACGUUUAAAACAGAAUAAAAACAAGGGCUCCGUGUGGAUGUGUGAGGAGGACGCCUGGGACGGUACGACCUCGAGGAACAGUGUCGCAUCCUCAGGAGGAAGAUGGAGAAAAAGACUCCCACCAGGGGGCGCUGGAUAUUCUCAGCGACCGACUGAUGCCCACCUGUCACAUCAUCAUGUUUGGUUUACUGACUGCCUCUUGUUAUGGAGUGUGUGCACUUAAUUUGCGUGCGUGUAUGUGUGCGACUUGAAUGUUUGUUUGUUUUUUGUUUUUUUAUUUAAUUCUGUUAUGGAUCGUGAACUCCUUUGAAGAAGGUUUGUUCUCCAUUGUGUGCCUCCUUACAGUGUGUCUCCCUCUAGUGUCUUCUCGUUGUCUUUACAUCCUACGGACUGACGUGACUGCGCACAUUAGAAAGGGGCCGAGGGGGGGUUGGACCAAACGUCAUCUUAUUAAGAAGACAAAUAACGUAUCUGUGAUGUCAUACCUUUUCUAGGUCGCGUUUUUACACGGUUGUCUCUCGUCCUGUUUAGCAUGGAAGGUCGCUCGCACAUCCAAACACGCACCCGGUUUGCUUCCAUUAAAGCAGGGUUCCUCCAAAUGUUUUCACAUCUACAGCACUGUAGUUUUAAUUCGGGUCGCAGCUGAGCUGGAGCCUAAUUAAGCAAGUUACUAAAGUAGAUGCCAUGAAUGAGCUUACGCCACAGUUAAGAAAAAAAAAUAUGACUGACUUCACUGACAUUGACUUAAUAAAGGAUUGGGACUCCAUUUGGGGAAACCUGUUUUAAGGCAACACUCCAGUGUGGAGUGUGUGAACGACCUUCUUCCAUCUUAGUCGACAAUUUCCCCAAUAAGUUACUUCUUCCAAGUUAUUGCUUCCAGUUGUUUGCUUUCAACACAUUUCUCCACAAAGUCUGUGAAAGGGCGCAAAGGAGUUGAGAAGAAGACACUUUGCAGAUUGUCACCUUCAGAUUAAAGCCAAAGUUGUUGUUUUUUGCCUGAAACAUUUCAUGAUGCUGGCCACUUCUGAUAAAGUGACGGAUAUCCUUAGUUCAACAGAAUAUUCAAUUCGCACCCUGAAAUGGAAUUAUUAACAAACAUAGUAAUCAGUAAUUGAUUCUUUCUGAAAAAAUGACUUUGGCAGUUAUUUUAGGAAGGUGAUAAUAUCUUACCUUGUCAUAUUUAACUCCACUUUUACAUCAUAUCUCAAAGUUUAUGUUGGGCACUAACGACCAUCAUGUUUCAUGUGUUACAUAUCACUGCGAGUGUGUGAUGUCAUGAAAGUUUUACAAGGGAUGUUCGGAAUCCUUCAUUCCUUACUUACUCCUUCAUCACUAUUGCAUAAUCACGAGAGAUUUUUAUGUCAUGAAGAGUUUACUAAAAAUUAACCAGUGUGACAGUUUGGGACUGCUUUGCUAAUUCAAGAUCUUCAUUCCAGAGUUUACUAAGUUGACAGAAGCCUACUACACGAACAACGUUAUUAUAAUAAUAAUAAUAUUAGUGUUAUUAUUUUUAUUUUAUUUUUGUCGACUUUCUGGUCCACUGUUUAAAAAUCUCUGUCAAGUGAUUAAGGAGUAGUGAAUGAGUGAAUGAUUCCCAACACAGCAACGGUGUUUACACUCUUUGAAAUCAUCAUCUUAGCGUCGGUUCAAGGGAGCGACUGUGAUGUGGCCGAGAGGACGUUUUGUUGUGAUGUUUGGAUUGUACUGAAAUGUGCUGACACGUGCAGCUUUUUCCACAGUGAACGCAUCCAAAUGUAGAAAAUAAAAGUGAAGGCAUUUCCAUGACCUGACAAAAACAACCAUCA